Molecule: messenger RNA, 4875 nt
Organism: Carya illinoinensis
Lineage: Eukaryota; Viridiplantae; Streptophyta; Magnoliopsida; Fagales; Juglandaceae
Product: pleiotropic drug resistance protein 1-like
Exons: 24
Coding region: 69-4700 (1543 amino acids)
Cellular component (GO): membrane
Molecular function (GO): ATP hydrolysis activity; ABC-type transporter activity; ATP binding
Source: RefSeq, a predicted model, not a curated record
UCGUAUCGAACAUUAUUAUAAUUAUUAGUCUCGUGUUUCAUCAGUUGCGAGUGGCCAUAAACAUACAAAUGCGCUCUCUGCUCAUCGUUUUCAACGUGAGCGGAAUGCGAAGAAAUCUCUUUGUUUUGCAUCAUUGCAUGCAUGAUAACCGGGCCGCUUAUAUAUUUAGCUGUCAGUACUGCAGCUUCAAGCUUUGUGGUGGUGUAAUGGAAAGUGGUACUCAAGUCUUCAAGGCCAGAAGUUUGCGUGCAAGUAAUUCACCUAUAUGGAGGAAUAAUGCGGUGGAAGUUUUCUCGAGGUCUUCACGAGAUGAAGAAGAUGAAGAAGCUCUCAAAUGGGCUGCACUCGAAAAACUUCCUACGUACGAUCGUUUAAGGAAGGGCAUACUAACUUCAUCAAGGGGUGAGGCCUCUGAAAUCGAUAUACAUAAUCUUGGACAGCAAGAAAGGAAGAAGUUGAUUGAGAGGUUGCUAAAAAUUGAAGACGAUAAUGAAAAGUUCUUGCUGAAGCUCAAGGGUCGGUUAGAUCGGGUUGGAAUUCAGCUUCCAACAAUUGAAGUACGAUUUGAGAAUCUAAACGUAGAAGCAGAAGCUUACGUAGGAAGCAGAGCUUUACCUACUUUCUUCAACUUCCAUGUCAAUAUCAUAGAGGGGUUCUUGACUUAUCUCCACAUUCUUUCAAAUAGAAAGAAACGUUUCACUAUCCUUAAAGAUGUCAGUGGAGUCAUCAGGCCUAGCAGAAUGACAUUACUAUUGGGUCCUCCAAGUUCUGGGAAGACCACACUUCUGUUGGCGUUGGCCGGAAAGCUCGAUCCGGAUCUAAAGUUUUCGGGGAGGGUGACUUAUAAUGGCCAUGGCCUGAAGGAAUUUGUACCCCAGAGGACUGCUGCUUAUAUAAGUCAACAUGAUGUCCAUAUUGGAGAAAUGACCGUGAGGGAAACCUUGGCCUUUUCCGCAAGGUGUCAAGGGGUUGGAUCGCGCUAUGAAAUGCUGGCAGAGUUGUCUAGAAGAGAAAAAGAGGCUAACAUAAUGCCUGACCCUGAUAUCGAUGUCUACAUGAAGGCCGAGGCAACUGAAGGUCAGGACACAAGCGUGGCGACAGAUUAUAUAUUAAAGGUCAUAUCGGCAAUUUGCCAUUUAGUUCUGUCCUUACAAAUUAAAAUGACUUUUAGGAACGUCGAUCCAGUUAAUAUUCUUCAGUUUCUUUACCUUGCUUCACUCUUGAAUGUACAGGUUUUGGGAUUGGAAGUGUGUGCGGAUACCAUGGUUGGGGAUGAGAUGCUGAGGGGUAUUUCAGGCGGACAAAAGAAGCGUGUUACGACAGGGGAGAUGCUGGUCGGACCAGCAAAGGUACUGUUGAUGGAUGAGAUUUCAACUGGUUUGGACAGUUCUACAACUUUUCAAAUUGUGAAUUCGAUCAAGCGAUACGUUCACAUUCUUGAUGGAACAGCAGUCAUCUCCCUCCUCCAGCCAGCACCUGAAACUUAUGAUCUUUUUGACGACAUUAUUCUCCUCUCCGACGGGCAAAUCGUGUACCAGGGGCCUCGUGAACACGUUCUUGAAUUUUUCGAAUAUAUGGGCUUCAAGUGUCCUGAAAGGAAAGGAGUGGCUGACUUCCUGCAAGAAGUGACCUCAAGGAAAGAUCAAGAACAGUACUGGGCACGCAGAGAUAAACCUUACAGGUUUUUAACGGUCAGAGAAUUUGCAGAGGCAUUCCAAUCAUUCCAUGUGGGAAGGAGACUAGGAGACCAACUUGCAACUCCAUACGACAAGACAAAAAACCAUAGAGCUGCUUUGACAACCAGGAAAUAUGGUCUCAGCAAGAAGGAGCUUUUGAAAGCAUGCUUCUCAAGAGAAUACUUGCUUAUGAAGAGGAAUUCAUUUGUCUAUUUGUUCAAGCUCACGCAACUUUCAUUAGUGGCAGUUGUAGCAAUGACAGUUUUCCUACGGACCAAGAUGCAUCGUCGUUCAGUAGAGGAUGGAGGAAUUUUUCUGGGUGCUUUGUUUUUCGCUGUGACUAUGAAUAUGUUUAAUGGAUUGGCAGAGAUUUCUUUGACCAUUGCUAAGAUUCCUGUUUUCUAUAAGCAAAGGGACCUCCUCUUUUAUCCUUCUUGGGCGUACGCUCUUCCAUUAUGGAUCCUCAAAAUUCCUAUAACAUUCAUGGAAGUUGGAGUUUGGGUCUUUAUGACCUAUUAUGUCAUUGGAUUUGACCCAAAUGUUGCAAGGUUGUUUAAGCAAUACCUUCUGCUAGUUGUUCUUGCCCAGUCGUCUUCUGCACUAUUCCGAUUUAUUGCGGCAAUGGCGAGGAACAUGAUUGUUGCUAAUACGUUCGGGUCAUAUGCAUUGCUCUUGCUCUUCUCUUUGGGUGGCGUUGUCCUGUCAAGAGAGGAUAUAAAAAAAUGGUGGAUAUGGGGUUAUUGGCUUUCCCCAAUGGUGUACGGGCAAAAUGCGAUAGCGGUGAAUGAGUUUCUGGGGAGGAGUUGGAGCCAGGUUCGAAAUAACUCAAAUGAGACACUUGGAGUUGAGGUAUUGAAGUCCCGAGGGUUCUUCCCACAUGCGUAUUGGUACUGGAUAGGCGUUGGGGCGCUGAGUGGAUUCAUAUUCCUUUUCAACAUCGGUGUCAUUCUAGCUCUCACUUUUCUCAACUCUGGCGAGAAGCCACAAAAUGCAAAAUUAGAACAACCAGAAAGCAAUGAACAAGGAGAGCAUAAAGGAGAAGGCAUACCAUUAGCGCAAAGAAGGAACAAGUCAAAUCAUGGUAGCAAUAUAGGUGACAUGUCACGGAGGGGAGAAGAAAUUACGGGAAGUACAUCUACUGGGUCCUCUGCUGUAAGGGCACAGGAAAUUUUGAGGGCCAGCAGUAACAGGAAAAGGGGAAUGGUUCUUUCAUUUGAGCCAUAUUCAAUCACCUUUGAUGAAAUUACAUAUGCUGUUGACAUGCCGCAGGAAAUGAAUGAUCAGGGUGUCCAUGAGGAUAGAUUGGUGCUUCUGAAGGGUUUGAGUGGUGCUUUUAGGCCAGGUGUUCUCACAGCUCUGAUGGGUGUUAGUGGUGCCGGUAAAACAACUCUGAUGGACGUGCUGGCUGGUAGGAAAACUGGUGGAUAUAUCGAGGGGAACAUCACAAUUUCAGGGUACCCUAAGAGGCAAGAAACAUUUGCUCGAAUUUCUGGAUACUGUGAGCAAAAUGACAUCCACUCUCCUUAUGUUACUGUCUAUGAGUCCUUGCUCUUCUCAGCAUGGCUACGUUUAUCCCCUGAUAUCGAUUCUAAAACCAGGAAGAUGUACACUGAAGAAGUCAUGGAGCUAGUGGAGCUGAACCCUUUGAGGCACGCAUUAGUUGGAUUGCCUGGGGUUAACGGUUUAUCAACAGAGCAGCGGAAAAGGCUCACCAUUGCAGUCGAGCUUGUUGCAAACCCCUCCAUAAUAUUCAUGGAUGAGCCAACUUCAGGUCUAGAUGCAAGAGCUGCAGCCAUUGUUAUGAGGACAAUUAGAAACACAGUAAACACGGGAAGAACAGUAGUUUGCACCAUCCAUCAACCAAGCAUUGACAUUUUUGAAGCUUUUGAUGAGCUGUUCCUAAUGAAACGUGGAGGACAGGAGAUAUAUGUGGGGCCAUUGGGUCUUCAUUCUUGCCACCUUAUCAAGUAUUUUGAGAGCAUCGAAGGAGUUAAAGGAAUUAAAGAUGGUUACAACCCUGCUACUUGGAUGUUGGAAAUUACAGCUUCAACAGAGGAAAUAGCUUUGGGUGUUGAUUUCGCUUCAGUAUACAAGAACUCAGAGUUGUACAAGAGAAACAAGGCACUUAUUGAACAAUUGAGCAAGCCAGCUCCUGGUUCCAAGGACCUCUAUUUCCCAAGCCAAUACUCUCAAUCAUUUUUCACACAAAGCAAGGCAUGCUUAUGGAAACAACACUGGUCCUACUGGCGGAACCCACCAUACACUGCUGCAAGAAUGCUCUUUACAGUUGCCAUAGCCUUGACCUUUGGGACAAUGUGCUGGGACAUCGGCUCUAAAACUGGAACGGAACAAGAUCUUUUUAAUGCGUUGGGUUCUAUGUUUGCUGCCAUUGCCUUCCUUGGCCUCCAAAAUUCUUCAUCUGUUCAACCAGUUGUGGAUGUUGAACGAACAGUCUUUUACAGAGAAAGAGCUGCAGGAAUGUAUUCAGCCUCAUCAUAUGCACUUGCACAGGCUGUAAUCGAGCUUCCAUAUGGUUUUGCACAAGCUGUAGUGUAUUGUGUCAUAGUCUAUUCAAUGAUUGGAUUUGAAUGGACUGCCGCCAAAUUCUUUUGGUACAUAUUUUUCAUGUACUUUACAUUAUUGUUCUACACCUAUUAUGGCAUGAUGAGUGUAGCAUUGACACCAAACCACCAGAUCGCUGCCGUAGUUUCCAUAGCAUUUCAUGCUCUAUGGAACCUCUUUUCAGGAUUUUUUAUACCGCGAUCACGGAUACCUAUAUGGUGGAGAUGGUACUAUUGGGCAAGUCCACCGGCUUGGACCAUGUAUGGACUGGUUGCUUCCCAGUAUGGAGAUGUAGAGGACAUGCUUGACUCAGGUGUAACAGUGAAAGCUUUUGCAAGAACCUAUUUUGGAUACAAACAUGAUUUUCUUGCAGUGGCAGCAGUUGGCGUUUCUGGGUUUGCUGUGCUCUUUGCAUGCGUCUUUGGCCUUGCUAUCACGGUCCUUAAUUUCCAAAGGCGAUAGAUCGGUGAUCUGAUUAUAUAUAUAUAUAUAUAUAUAUAUGUAUGUAUAAUAAAGAUGUCUCAGCAUUAAUGCUAAUGACUAUAAAGAAACUUGAUACUUCCUCUUACCAUUAAUUCCACAUGUAUCAUGGGACAUUGGAUGUAAUGUGAUCGGGCUUUCUUCAUGUUUAUUGCCA